AUGACCUCCAUGUUUGAGCGUUAUGUCAAGAACUUGCUCAAAGAGGUGGGGAGAGGAGAUCUGAAGCCCAUCAACAACCUGAGCAACGCCACCAAAUUCCAUCAGUUUAACGUGAUACGGAAGAAGAAGGCCAACUUUCUCUCACGGUUUUGGAAACAACCUGACAUUCCAACUGAAUUCUCCCUCAUGGACAUCCUGGAGCCAAAUUCUUCAGUCCCAGAAACUGUCUCAACAAAACCGUUCCUCUUCAAUAUCACUGAGUUCCAGAAGCACAAAGGGGGUGUGGAUGUGGAGGUCAACAUUGCGCUCGAAACGAGUGUAUCAGGGGAGGCUACUGCAUACCAAGAAUCCUCCCUCGAGUUGCAGUUUGUUAGAAUCCCACCCCACACCUGGACAGCCCUUCAAAAGAGGGGACUGGAGAAAGAGCCAGGGUUUCUAAAGGAGUGCCGCAACAGAAAGGAGAACCUGUAUGUGGUGACAGAGAUCAUGAAACUGACCAAGAGCACGAUGCUGCAUGAAAUGGGCCGUGUGGACAGUGGGGGAAAGUGCUCCUUCAGCUGGAAUCCAUAUGUCAAGGGUGAAGUCCAGGGAGAGGGUCUCAGAGUGACAAAGAAGAUGCUGACUCUCCCGGAGAGCACAGUGAUGGCCUAUCAGAGGAAGCAGCUGGUGAUCAUGGUGGAUGGCUGGGAUUUCAAGUGUCUACAAAAGGAGAUUUCCCAGGAAAUGGAGGUACUGGCCAGCUUCCCAAAGAACCUUCGGGACAUCAUAUUCCAUAAUAUUCUGGCCAUGCUGGGGGACAGAGGAGCUUUACAGGAUCUGAUGGAUAUGAUGGAAGAGAACUCUUCUGGUCAUUUGGAUGGCCCUGGUGGUACCAUCCUAAAUGAACUUCAAGAGAAUACUAAAGAUCUCCUGGUCAGCCCAAAGUAUUGCAUCCUUUACAUUCUUGGAGCCAUAAUGGUGCUGAGUGACACCCAACAUGAUCUUCUGGCCCAGUCCAUGGAGAUGAGAAUCCUAGCCCAGCAGAGGGAGCUGGUGAGAGACAUCCUAGAGACAAACUUCACAUACGCUCAGAGCACUCCCUUCACCCUCAAGGCUGAGCUCCUUGCCCCACUCCAGGGUGAGGCUGCGGCCAUUACCCAUGGCCUGCUGGAGGAGUGCGGCCUGACGACAGGGCUGAAGAGCCUUGAGCCGACUGGGGACUUGGAAGCCAACGGGCCUCUGUGUGCUCUCUACGGGGCCCUCUCGGUGCUGCAGCAGCUGGCUGAUCCCUAA
This is a messenger RNA of Orycteropus afer afer, 1272 nucleotides long. RefSeq names its product gasdermin C (gene GSDMC). The transcript is spliced from 8 exons. NCBI's taxonomy places the organism in Eukaryota, Metazoa, Chordata, Mammalia, Tubulidentata, Orycteropodidae. The record is from RefSeq and is a predicted model, not a curated record. Gene Ontology annotation, molecular function: phosphatidylinositol-4-phosphate binding; phosphatidylserine binding; phosphatidylinositol-4,5-bisphosphate binding. Bases 1 to 1272 code for a protein of 423 amino acids. Gene Ontology annotation, biological process: defense response to bacterium; pyroptotic inflammatory response.